This is a messenger RNA of Meira miltonrushii, 1197 nucleotides long. Its product is annotated as tryptophanyl-tRNA synthetase. Gene Ontology annotation, molecular function: ATP binding; tryptophan-tRNA ligase activity. Lineage: Eukaryota; Fungi; Basidiomycota; Exobasidiomycetes; Exobasidiales; Brachybasidiaceae. The record is from RefSeq and is a predicted model, not a curated record. The transcript has 2 exons. Gene Ontology annotation, cellular component: mitochondrion; mitochondrial matrix. Bases 1 to 1197 code for a protein of 398 amino acids. Gene Ontology annotation, biological process: mitochondrial tryptophanyl-tRNA aminoacylation.
AUGACUGCAUUGCACAACAAUGUAAGAUCAUUGGGUCUUUCGAUAGUCAAGCUUGCUGGAUAUAGAGGAAUACAGAGAAGCGUAUCUGCGUCCUCCUCCAGAUAUCUAUCAACCGAGUCCCAAAGUGAAGAAACAGCAAAAGAGAAGCGAAAGACGAUCUUUUCCGGCAUCCAACCAACAGGAAUACCGCAUCUAGGCAACUAUUUGGGAGCAUUACAGAAUUGGGUAAAUCUCCAAAAUGACGCAGACAGGAAUGGAGAUGAACUAUUCUUUUCAAUCGUUGGUUUACAUGCAUUAACAGUGCCAAACGAUCCAAAGAAGCUUUUUAUCGAAAGAAGAGAAAUGAUGGCAGCACUUUUAGCAGUUGGAAUUGAUCCGAAUAAAGUUACUCUAUUCCAUCAAGAUCAGGUACCAGAGCAUACAGAGUUGGCUUGGAUAUUAAAUUGUAUCACGCCGUUUGGAAAAUUGAACAGGAUGACAACUUGGAAGUCAAAGCUGGCAACCCUUCGAUACAGAGGGUCAGAGCAGGGCAUCGAUGAGACGGGUUUAUGCUUAGGUCUGUUCGCCUAUCCGGUCUUACAAGCUGCUGAUAUCUUACUCUAUCGAGCAACACACGUACCCAUCGGAGAAGAUCAAGUUCAACAUUUAGAACUUUCAAGAGAUUUAGCCGAUUUAUUCAAUAAAACAUACAAGAAACGACAAUUUCCUCUACCACAACAUAUCAUCACCCCUACAAAAAGGGUUUUAUCUUUACGGAAUCCGAAACAAAAGAUGUCUAAAUCAUCUCCUGAUGUCAAUUCACGUGUGUUGCUAACCGAUUCGGAUGAUGUGAUCAAAGGAAAGAUCAAAAGGGCGAUAACGGAUACAGAACCGACGAUCUCGUUCGAUCCAAAAGUUCGACCUGGAGUGAGCAAUUUGUUGUCAAUCUUAUCGGCUUUGGAUACAAUAAGAUCACCGCAAGAAUGGGCGGAUGAGUUGAAUCAAAGAGCAGGCGCAGAGGGUGGAGCGGGAAGGAUACUGAAAGAAGCUGUAACGGACACAGUGAUUUCUGCAAUCCGACCUAUAAGAGAAGAAUAUCAACGAUUACAAAAAGAUCCAGGUCAUUUGCUCGCAAUGGAACAACUUGGAAAAGAGAAAGCACAAGAAAGAGCUGCAAAGAUCAUGCACCAAGUUCGUCGAUUGGUAGGUCUCACCUGA